AUGGACGACGAGGCCGGCUUCACCAAGUUUGUCAGCGGCGACACCGUCUACGCCCGCGCGCGCCUUCUCCACCGCGCGACGACCGGCCGCACGACCAAGCGCUUUGUCGCCAACUGGGACCUCGAAGACUACCUCGCGACCAUGCGCCGGACGCCGCCGCCGCCGGUGACCCGCCACGUGCGUGACGCCGCCCGCAACCUCUUGUCUCGCCUGGAGAAGAACCAGUUCUACGUACACGACGAGCGCGACAUCAACGAUCUCCUCGCGCUGGGCUUGCCCCGCGUCCGGUCGCUGGACGAGCUACCCGCCCAUGCCAUCGACGCCAUCUUGGCCCGCGAUGGCUCGCGCAGCGAUGCACUGCACAAAAUCGCUCUUCGACUGAGCGCCAAGCUGCGGCGGCUCCAGGACGAGCGUGACGGCCCACGACCGCGCGUGGUGGCGAUGGCGGCGGCCAAGGACACGACCGACUAUGCUGCAGCGUCGUCCACCGCGGCCAAGAAGUUUAUGCAGUACAUCCACAAAGCAGAAACGCAUGGGUGCGCGAGCUUUAGCGAGUACCUUCGCUGGGACCGGCGGCGGGACGACUAUGGCUGCGAGAAGCGCCAUUUGAAAUUCAACUGGGCAAGCGAGUACGACGACGACACGGCUGCGGCUGCCGACGCGAUGCAAGAGAUGCAUCUGGAUACUGCGCACGAGUCGUUUGACGCGCAAGAGAACGCGGUUGAGAACGGCCAGCGUGAUGACGACGACGACGAUUUUGAUUUUUGCGACGACCUUCUACUAGCGAUGGCAGCCCCCGACGCCCUUCAUAAUUACAACACGAAGAUCAUGUAUUAACAGGUCCCGUGCGGGGUGAG
Messenger RNA from Saprolegnia parasitica CBS 223.65, 857 nucleotides. RefSeq lists its product as hypothetical. The transcript has 2 exons. The coding region runs from base 1 to 837 and encodes 278 amino acids. The record is from RefSeq and is a predicted model, not a curated record. NCBI's taxonomy places the organism in Eukaryota, Oomycota, Saprolegniomycetes, Saprolegniales, Saprolegniaceae.